CAAUUUUUAAAUGGGAACCAUAAUAAGAUAGUUGAAGAAACAGCACGAAACGAGUGGUUCACACGUAGCGACAGACAGCAGUGCAGCACCGACGGUAGCAUAUGGGUACGGGAGUUGGAGCAUCCAUAUCAAGAUUAUGUUAGUAUAACAUUUCGCAAAGAAGAUUUGCGUUAACAAACGCGCUAUCAAAUCAGCAUCGGAUGCCUGCCUAUGCAAUUUUCACGCGAAAGGAACUUGCGGGUUUUGACAUCUUGUGUAUGCUUUGCUAAGGACAUGGCAACGGCUGCAGGUAACCUAGCUUCGAAGCAUAGCUAUAGAAAAGAAGAGGAAUAAUUUUGUGUGCAAGGUGAAAUGGCCUCUCACGUCGACAUCGCAGGAAAAUCAGGAGAGGUCGUGAUUCACAGGCUGUAGGAAUUGUAUGAUAUCUUCCCAGUCAAGAACAAUGGUUGGCUAUGAAAAGGAGUGAGUACAAGGAAUGGCAUAUUCUUGCUCGCUUUAUCACCCCAAGACUAAAAUUUAACACGAAGUUUUGUCCAGCCAAUCUGUCCAAAGGUCUUCUAAAUAGUCGGUCGUCUGAUUUCACAAUGGAAGCUAUUUGCAGGUAAUACUACGAAAUCAAGGUUUGGUCUACAAGUAAUGGCCCAAAUCAUUGGUGCCUAGGGGUCUUGACACCAAUGCCACACAUGAGUUAUUUAUUUAUACCAAGUUUUGAUCCUAACAUAGGAGUAUAUGCUAAAAAUUAUUGGUUACAUGCACAGGGUGUUAAUCAUGUGCCAAUAAACUCAGAAAGGCGCACGGUUCGGCCCUUGCCACUUGCCAGACACUCAUCUCAUAACGAUUCGGGCCUACCACUACACCAAACUUGUAAGACAGCAAGGAUGUGAAUGACCAAGGCUUGAGCAUCAGGCUUCGGAUUGGUGCCUUUGGGAAAGCUAAAAAUGGUUGCUCAUGCUCAGGACGUGAAGAAGACACAGGCUAGAGAUCUGAGCUGGUCUUGCUUGCAGCCCCGGUAAGAGCAUCAAUCAGGAGACGGUGAACAAGACAGUGACCCACCAACGCACCACACCACACCACACCACAGGCGUGGUGACUCGUGAUGUUCAGCUCAGUUAUCCUACUCCAAUGGAUUCUUUCCAACACCGUCCAAGUUUCCACAGCGUUGAUGCCAAUGGGCUGUUCUAAAUAAAAAUUGCCAAUGUACUGCCCAAUCGGCCAUCACAAGUGCAGUGCAAUCAAAAUCGCUGGAGUAUUAAAUUUGUGGCAGGCUGCAUAAAAUUCCAAGGGAAAUCCUCUGCAGUUUUGGGUACUACAUGGCACAUGAUGGUGGGGGAGGUGCCCAAACUGGCACCGACAGGGCCAUGAGUAUAGCAAAGGACGGAACCCUAAUUGCUCACGAGACACCAUCGUCUUUACUCGACUCCGUGCUACUCACCACCAACCAAUCGAUAUACUAGAUUAAUCCCCGCCGCGCAGCGCUCGCCGGUACCCUCACCGGCAAUAUUCUCGUCGUCAACGGCUCAACCAGCAUUGAGGGAACGAUUUUGGCUUUACUGUUUUGAUCAUGCUGGGUUACUGUUGGAUGGAAUGCUGAUUCUGUGGGGUGGAAUUGAGGCGAUAUAGGCAGCUAGUUUGAUAAGCGCAACAGUUCAGGGUGGUUGUAUCUGAAGAAGAGGAGCGGUUUCCCUUUGAUUUGGUGCCUUUUCCUGCGCCCGCCGCGGCAAGCAACUGCAGAGUGGCCAUGGAGCAUAUUAUCGCGGGCAAGUUCAAGCUUGGGAGGAAGAUUGGGAGUGGCUCGUUUGGGGAGCUAUACCUUGGUAUUAACAUACAGAACGGUGAGGAAGUGGGGAUAAAGUUGGAACCUGUGAAAUCGAAACAUCCACAGCUGCACUAUGAAUCCAAAGUUUACAUGCUGAUGCAGGGUGGAAAUGGCAUCCCACAUCUGAAGUGGUAUGGCGUCGAGGGAGAGUACAAUGUUAUGGUGAUUGAUCUUCUUGGCCCAAGCUUGGAGGACUUAUUUAACUCCUGCAACAGGAAAUUUACUAUGAAAACGACCCUUAUGCUCGCUGAUCAACUAAUAACACGGGUGGAAUACAUGCAUUCCAAAGGAUUUCUUCACCGUGACAUCAAACCAGACAACUUCCUUAUGGGCUUAGGCCGGAAAGCUAAUCAGGUCUACAUAAUUGACUAUGGGCUUGCUAAGAAAUACAAGGACCUCCAGACUCAUAAACACAUCCCCUACAGGGAGAAUAAAAAUCUGACAGGAACAGCGCGCUAUGCUAGUGUGAAUACUCAUCUUGGAAUUGAACAAAGCAGGAGAGAUGAUCUAGAGUCUGUUGGUUAUCUUCUACUGUAUUUUUUGAGAGGAAGUCUCCCAUGGCAGGGUCUUAAAGCUGGCACUAAGAAACAAAAGUAUGAUAGAAUUAGUGAAAAGAAAAUGCUUACCCCGGCAGAGGUUCUGUGCAAAUCUUAUCCAUCGGAAUUCAUCUCAUAUUUCCACUAUUGUCGUUCCCUGAGAUUCGAAGACAGACCAGAUUACUCUUAUUUGAAGAAACUAUUUCGGGAUGUAUUUGUUCGUGAAGGAUAUCAAUUUGAUUAUGUAUUUGACUGGACCGCACUCAAGUAUCCUCAUAUGAGUUCCAGUAACAAGCUUGUUCGACAACCAAGUGGAAGAUUGGCUGGAAUUGGGCCAUCUGUUGAGAGAACAGAAAGACCUUCAGUAGGACAAGAGAUCCGGGAUAGAUUCACCGGUGCCGUGGAAGCAUUUGCCAGAAGAAACUCAAGCUCCGGUCGCCAUGGUGACCAUUCAAGGCACAAAAGCAUCGCGGAUUCCUUCAGUUCAUCUAGAGAAGCUCUUGCUGCUGAUACGGAGAAAACACACAUCUUGUCCCGGACUGGAAGCUCAUCGAAGAUGGCUGCCACGCCAUCCAGCCGGCCGACCUCUUCAGGGGACUGCACUGGUCGGUUGUUCUCGGGAAGUGGCGGCAGCAGCAGCCGCCCAUCGUCAUCGACCGUACAAAGGCUCCACCAAUCCGGAGGCAGCGGUGCGGAUAAUGGCUCGUCUUCACCCGUCGCUCGGAACGCGCCAGGGAGAGCAAGCCGACGGGACAGCCACGCGGCACUCCGGAGCUUCGAACGCCUGUCGAUCAGCGCUGACAGAAGGAAGUGAUCGACGGCCAUGGAGGCGAUGACAAUUGCCAAGAAUUUAACAUCCGUCGAUUUGUGCACUCACAAGAAUUCAGCAGACAUGAACAACAACUUGACAAGGAAUGGUUAAGCAGAAUCACCAGGGAGGAGCGGUGUCCUGGUUGCCAUGCAUGCAUGUUCUUUCUUCAAAUUCCAAAUGAGAUGUUUGUCAUAUAAGAUCAUGGGCUAAAAGUAUGUAAUUCUUUUCAACGGCAAAUUCGGCUUGAGGUGUACCCCUCUUCUUCCAGCAUAGGACUUUGAAUCAUAGGGAAGAGGAUGCCAAAGUUAUAUAUAUAUCGAUCUUCUAUGAUCAUAGCUUCAUAAGAA
Hordeum vulgare subsp. vulgare (domesticated barley) is the source of this 3510-nucleotide messenger RNA. RefSeq names its product casein kinase 1-like. Gene Ontology annotation, biological process: peptidyl-serine phosphorylation; endocytosis; signal transduction. Gene Ontology annotation, molecular function: ATP binding; protein serine/threonine kinase activity. The transcript is spliced from 15 exons. The record is from RefSeq and is a predicted model, not a curated record. Gene Ontology annotation, cellular component: cytoplasm; nucleus. Bases 1739 to 3166 code for a protein of 475 amino acids. NCBI's taxonomy places the organism in Eukaryota, Viridiplantae, Streptophyta, Magnoliopsida, Poales, Poaceae.